Molecule: messenger RNA, 459 nt
Organism: Glycine soja
Lineage: Eukaryota; Viridiplantae; Streptophyta; Magnoliopsida; Fabales; Fabaceae
Product: protein indeterminate-domain 11-like
Exons: 2
Coding region: 1-459 (152 amino acids)
Cellular component (GO): nucleus
Molecular function (GO): DNA-binding transcription factor activity
Source: RefSeq, a predicted model, not a curated record
AUGUCUAAUUUGACUUCUACAUUUGCUGAAGCUAGGGCUUCCUCAGACAACAGAACCGAAAUUGGCACUGAUUACUCACAGCAAUACUUUACUCCACCACAAACUCAAACACAACCUCCACUAAAGAAAAAGAGAAACCUUUCUGCCAACCCAGACCCUAAAGCUGAAGUUGUCAGCUUGUCUCCAAAGACUCUCUUGGCAAGUAAUAGGUUCAUUUGUGAGAUUUGCAACAAAGGAUUUCAAAGAGACCAGAAUCUCCAACUUCACAGAAGAGGACACAAUUUACCAUGGAAGCUGAACCAAAGAUCAAGCAAAGAGAUUAUAAGGAAGAAGGUGUAUGUGUGCCCAGAAGCUAGUUGCAUGCACCAUGAGCCUUCAAGGGCCCUAGGGGACCUCACUGGCAUCAAGAAGCACUUAUGCAGAAAGCAUGGCCAGAAGAAGUGGAAAUAUGACAAAUGA